AUGCCCUCCAACUCGUCACGUUCCUCUACCCAUCGAGGAAAGCACAGAAAGUCCUCUUCGUCCUCAUCCUCAUCUUUAUCUCACAAGCACUCCUCGAAGUCUUCAACUAAGCCUAGCAAUACCGUUGUCAAGGCUCCAGAGCAAGACAUCUACCACCAAGAGAACACGUCUUUGUGGCAAGAUGUCAAGGCCACCGAGGGUAACCCUAGCACACUCGUCCUUGCUCUUGUGGCUCCCGAGCAGCGCAAGGCUAUGAGAAAGCUUAUUGAUGAUAAGGUCAAGAAGAAGAAAAUUCGAUCAUCUGUCGUAGUCACUACCCAAGACCAACUCCAAGAGCAUCUCGGAAGCGCUAUGACCAACAGCAUUGUCGCCAAGAAAGCGAUCAAGACUUUACAUCUUCUUGUGAGCUCUACAGUCGCUGAGUUGACAUACAACAUCGAAGGCUUUGUCGACAAAGUCUUCAUCAGGCCUUGCGGAGCUGGCGGUCGACCAGAUGCACUUCGGAUUGGAACUUCUUCAACCUACUGUGGUUUCAAAACCUUCAUGUGGGACGCUCGCCCUUCCCAGCUCCAGCAGAGUAACAAGGAGUUGACUCACCUCGAGGGGUGCAACUUUGACCUCAGUGACUGUUCGCAGGAAGACCUUCAGAUUCUCCAGCAACCCAGAGAGUCUCCUAGUCUUUCCCAUGAGGACAAAUACAAUACCAUGCAGAGAGUCCAAGAGCUGAAAGACAUAGAAGUCAGUGAGAAGUCCGGAAACUCAUCUAGUAGCUGCGCUGAUGGCACAGAAUUGUGGUUCCAGAAGUGGAAGAGCUUUUUAGCUACAGCCAUGGCUGCUGGUGUUGGUGCAGGCGCAGCUGGCAUGACCGGCGGCUUCUGGAUGAGUGCUGGUGGUAUCUCGGUCAAAGGCCCUUUCGGAUUCUCUAUGGCCGCUGGGUAUGCUACAGCAGGUGGCUUUGGAGCAGUUGGUGCUGCUGGAGUCGGCUCGGCAGUUGCCGCUUACGGCAUGGUAUACUUUAUUCCCUGGGAUCGUGUUUGGGAUAUCCUUCGAGCCAAACUCUGGCAGAUUUGGGAUAAAAUCUGGGGAGUUCUUCUCUGGAUCAAGGACAAGCUGGCCGAGUUGGCAAGUACUGUUCUUACUAAAGUGUCGUUGGUUGUUCAGGGUGCUCCAAAGCCUGCUCGGCUUUCGAUGUGA
Molecule: messenger RNA, 1194 nt
Organism: Fusarium verticillioides 7600
Lineage: Eukaryota; Fungi; Ascomycota; Sordariomycetes; Hypocreales; Nectriaceae
Exons: 2
Coding region: 1-1194 (397 amino acids)
Source: RefSeq, a predicted model, not a curated record